UUGUUUACAUUUGAAACCAAAUUCCAGUAACAACACGACAGUUUUCACAUACAUUGAAAUACAUUUUGCCAUGUAAAGUUAACAAUUUGAGUUAUACAAUAUACUGAGAAAUCCAGAAUAAUUGAUUGCAGUCAGUAACUGUGAUAAUGGAAAGUAAGCUUAAGAAAUCAUACUGAAAAAGAGUCUGUCAUGUCUGGUGCACGAUACAAACCUGGGAGCAGGAAGUUCCCUAGACGUCGGGAAUCACCAGCGCCAUCAGAAGGAUCUGUUGGUUCUGAGGGAGGAGUUAUUCCACGGCAGACGUACCAGGCUCCUGAAGGAUAUGACACACCCAUUAUCAGACAGUUUAGAGAAUAUCUUGACAAUACUGGAUUGGAGCAGAACUUUAAAGAUCUGAUUAAACUUCUACUAGACAGGAAUGAACUGCCUUAUAAUCCAUAUCCUGGAUUUGUCAAUCGGUUCAGACAGUUUGGUGAAAAAUUUCACAUGGAACAAGAAUCUGCAGAGAAAAUUCAUCAUAAACUUAGAAAUGCGAUGAAGGAGACAUUUCUGCCAUAUCUGUUUACCGUUAAGAACCAUAACACAGUUUGGGGUUUGUCUAGUAUUCUCAAGGUUAUCAACCCUCAGGCUUUGUCUAAAUAUAAAUGGCUGCUUGAUGACCUAACGCCACAUCCUGAAGAUGUUUUAUCAUCUGGUGAUUAUACUAAUCAAGUGAUGUUAGCACUGGUAGGAUCAUGUGUAUUUGACGGAACAUUUUUCCCACAAGUCCACAGUGUAACGAUUAGGAAGGAGUACCUGGUAUCUGGGGAAGAUGUACAGCAGGGUGUGUCAAUAUUUGUUAAUUCCAUUAUGGCAGAAAUUGAUAGCAUGUACAGCAAUCCAAGACAUAUCAUGUUAGGUAUAAACAUUCCUUAUGCUAAUGAAGAAUACCCUGAUGUAGUAAUGUUUGAGUUCUGGGAUCCUGAUAGAAUACAAGGAGACAAGGAUGAGUUUCUACAGAUUGUAAGUGAUACAGUUGUCAAUAAUAAGUACAUUCACAUGGAGUGUGUCCUGAGAAUCAGUCCUUAUCAUCCACAAUACAUGAGGGGUACAAUACAAUUCUCUUUGAACUUUUUAGAGAUAAAAGAUGACCUCAUCGAGGAAGGUUUGCAGAGUUUUGCUGAAUAUCCUAUGGCCUCUCUACAUGAGGGAGUAUUUCUAAAUGCGACCCAUGCAGAAGCUUAUCUGUCCAUUUUCUCACCAACAGUAGACCAAUAUGAUGAUCAGACACCAAGGUCACCUUUACCACAGAGUAGACAGGCCAAGGGCAGAGCGCCAACCAGUCAUGCACCAAGUCGCGCACACAGUCGAGCACACAGCAGGGUCAGCCAAAUAACAGGACAUAGCAGAAAUAGAAAGUUCUCAUCAGCUCAGGGCCAAGAUCUCACUCGUAUAAAACAGCAUGUGUAUGACAGAAUGGACCAUAUCAAACCACAGAAAGUUAGAAUUGAUGGGUUCCGGAUUGGUGAUGAAUCUUCAUAUGGACCAUUUGCCUGGCAGAUCACUACACCCAUCAAAGCCUACUUACAAAAGAAAAUGGCCAGUCAUCAGAUGCAUGCAGAAUUGUUUGAAGCUGUACUCUGUGGAAUUCUGUUAUGGCUACUGGACAGAGAAUCAUUUAACAAAGAUCUAACUGUUGAGUUGUACAAACUAACCCACAGUACUGCAGGAUCAUUAUAUCUAAUAAUGGAACAGAAUAAAACAUUACGCUAUAUUCUCAAAGCUUUUGUUAAUAGACAGGAAACAGGACCAAUGAGGGAAUACCUGGCAUUGUAUAGAGAAUCUUUUGUUCAUCUGUUCCUAAGUAGUUUAUAUGAAAGAAGUAAUGAGCAGAUAACUGUUGGUAAGGUAGCUGUAGCACAACUUGAUGAUCUGAUGCCCAAUAGUAUGAUUCAGUUUGGGUCAUAUGACCAUGUACAAAUGGCACUGAAGACAUUGAAGAAUAUGAACUGGUAUUGCAUGUCCCUUUUACUACAGCUCUCUGAGGAUAGUCUGAACAGGUGUCCAAUAUUUAAGGAUAUUCUCAUAACCAUGAAGUCUACAUUCCCAGAUGUUAUUCCACAACCUAUCACCAGACACAGGAACAGACAGGAUCCAGCAGGAGUUGACCUGGAAACUGAUGUAGUACAUGGCUUAGAAGAUGAAAAUAUUAUAAAUCAUGAAAGAUUAGUGAUAAACAUAGAUGAAUGUGAAGCCAAAGAUUCAGCUCCUAAGACAAUAUCAAGGGAAUCUGUUUUCAUUAAAUAUAUGAUAGAUACCCAUUUAGAUGAAUCAUGGCACAAGUACUUGACAGAGUUGGUGACAGCAGAGUUUUUCCCUCCAAAUCCUUUUCCACGUCUAACAACAAUCUUUAGACAGAAUGCUAUGAGAAUGGACCUGUGUUUUGAGAGGGAUUCUGUGAUUACAGAGAAUAUCUUAAACACAAAUAUCAAGUUAGACGAUAAAGAAAAUUUUAUUUACAACAUUCCUGGCAUUGAUGCUUAUGGAACACCAAGUGCUUUACAAGUUCUAGACACUGGAAUCUACAUGAACCUAAGUCAAAUUGUUUCCAUGUUGACACAACAGAACUACAUACAGAGAAAAGGUCCAUACAGGGUUGGUAUUUGUUUGGCAUUAAGCGGUCCUAGUAUACUAUACGGUAAAAUGCAGCCAUAUUUAAAUGAAGUGGAAUUACACGAACAUUGCUAUAUCAUGGGACCACCUGGAUGUCAAGGGGAGGCAGUUCAAUUGUUUGCUAUGAUUGUCCAGAACUACCUUGUUGAUCUGAUACAAAAGAAUAUGAUCCCAGUAUCAGGUAUAUAUUUUGGUGAAAGCCAGAAUAGAUGGACAUGGGAAGACAUACUUACACUCAGAGCUGGAUUUAUAUCAGAAUUCUGUACAAUCUGUAACAGAAAGGAACCCAUAUUUAUGAAGGCCUUUGUUUUGAUGGACCAAUGGAGAUAUGUUCCAGUAAGAAAAUAUUUCCUACUUCACUUUAUGACAGAUGAUGAAAUUGAAGGAGAAUUAUUCUUCCCAGAUAAUCCAGUAGCAUUCUACCAAAGCAUAUUCCUUAGCAGAGAUAGGGCAGCAUUUCACUAUCAGAAUGGAGGACCAAAACAGGGAGUGAAUCCCAUGACUGGUCCUAACGUAAAGAAUUCUGUCAAUCAUUUAGAUUAUAUGAUGGCUGCUGCCAAGUCAAGAUCUGAUUGGAUAACAGUUCACAGGGCCCUCCUACUGAAGAGUCUCAUUCAGCAGAAUGACACCCAUAUUGGUGAGUCCUGGAAGAUGCUUCACUCUGUAGCUGCUCAAGUGGAGUAUAUUAUAGCUCUCAUUGAUGCUAUACAGGAUCUGGUUCAACUAAUUAUAGAAUAUAAGGAAUUCCUUACGAAAUAUGAGUCAUCACCCAACACAGCUGCAAGUCAAAGAACAAGGGCAACACCUCCUCAAUCCAGAGCUCAGACCGGUCAAAAGACAGCUGAUUCACAUAAAGCAAGAAAAGCAAAUACUCUAUUACCGAAUUUCCAGAGUCCAAUUGAUGAAGGAGUAUUUGGUCAGAUGUGCAUGGUGUUCCACAGACGUCUGGUAGAGAUAUGUAAAGGGAGGAUAACUCUUGCUAGCACUGCAUUAUCAGAAUUUGUUAAAGCUAAAUUGAAAACAUCAAUAGAAGAGGAUCCACAUCUUAAUAACUUUUACUUUGCUUACGAAGACCAGACAUUAUUCCGUUUGGAAGAAGUGAAGCAUAUGAUGAGAAUGGUGCAAGACUGUUUAUCUUCAGAUGUACAUUUGAUCAGUGACAAAGCACAAAGUGUUGUAGAUAACCUUGAAACAAAUAUGGAUGAAGGUCGACCUAGUUCUGUGGCAUCAUACAUACUAAAUGAUCCUUACAUGAAAAUUAAACAUCCAAGAGCCCAGAUGACGGCCAUAUUGGAAUGAUUUUU
This is a messenger RNA of Mytilus trossulus (common blue mussel), 3956 nucleotides long. RefSeq lists its product as uncharacterized. NCBI's taxonomy places the organism in Eukaryota, Metazoa, Mollusca, Bivalvia, Mytilida, Mytilidae. The transcript has 31 exons. The record is from RefSeq and is a predicted model, not a curated record. Bases 190 to 3951 code for a protein of 1253 amino acids.